AUGUCUACUACUAGCAAGACGAAGAACUUGCCACCACUGGACGCUGCCGUGUUCGUUCUGAAAUGGGCAAAAGAAAAUCAUUCGAACUACAUUGUAACAUGGCUGUCGCACAUUUUACCUCUUGAAAGACUCAUUGAAAUCUGCCAAAAGGUGUACUUUUCCGUCCAUGGAUAUACUGAAAUCGAAUUCAUUCUGGCCAACGGUAGUUUUUAUUGGCUUUAUGCGGAAUACGCCAUCAUAUCCAAGCAAACCCAGUUUCACGAGUACGGCAGACAAUGCUGCGAAAACUUUCAAGAUGCGUUCUCUCGCCUUCCGUUUCUAUUGCCUGCCUCGAUGGAAGUCAUUGCAGCGAUGGCUAUGGGUUCGUUGCAUGCGAUUGAACUCUGUAAAGACCUUCUUGCUUGGACGUUCUCGUCGUCAGCUUCGCACCUAUGCCAAACGCUGGGUUUUCACCAGAAUUCAUUUCUUGAAAAUGACAGAGAAGACAUUAAAAAGGCUAAGCAACGGCUCUUCUUUACCAUAUAUCGAAUAGACAAAAGCUUGUCGCUACGGCUCGGACGAUCAUCUAAUAUUCAGGAAUAUAAUGUGCCGUUACCAUGCGACUCUAUGGACAUGAGGUGGAAUAAAUCUGCCAAUAUUCAAGGCAGGGUUUACGACGAGCUAUACAGUUCAUUUGGUCUGUCACGAUCAUAUUCAGACCGUCUGCAAAGCGUCAAAUCUCUGUCUGGCGAAAUUCAGAUGCUGCUUGAUGUAAGAAACUCUGAGCUCGACCGUGCUAGCUAUGAACAAUCUGAUAACAGCUUCAAGGGUUUUGCUCAUACUAUCAGCUCCAUUAAUACAGAUAUAUUGCUCAAAGCACAUCUCGCCGCCGAGCAGGUUGAGCUUCUCUCAGUGCUCACACUUAUCCAUAGAGCCGUUCUUACGCCUGACUCUGGUAUUCCUCCAGACUGCUUCGAGGCCGCAAGCAAAGCAAUGGAUGCCCAUCAACAUGCUAUAGCAACACUACAGGCCUGCACCGAUGAACCUACCCCUGCGGCUAGGUACAUCAAUCGUAUCAUUUUGAACAUGCCAUUCGUGCCCUUCAUUGUCCUCUUUCGCCAAUGCAUCGAGGCUUCUAAUCCUGUUGAUCUCGCUCGUCUUUGUGACUUCGUCACAUCGCUGCAGCCUCUGGAGUUCUCUUCGAAACCAGCCAGAAGUCGCCAACGACUAUUUCAACUACUUCAUAAGGUCGCGCAGCUAUAUGUUGAAUCCGGUUCCAGCCCAAAAAUAUGGAACCAAGGUCUUACGGAUGACGAAUUCAACCAUUACUUGAACAUCCUGGGAUUCACAACGACCGUAUCCUCGUCCAACCAAGAGCUUGUGCCUACAAUUACGAAUGAAUUCACCAAUGAAAUGAUACCUUAG
Messenger RNA from Trichoderma aggressivum f. europaeum, 1404 nucleotides. Its product is annotated as transcriptional regulator family: Fungal Specific TF. Gene Ontology annotation, molecular function: zinc ion binding; DNA binding. Lineage: Eukaryota; Fungi; Ascomycota; Sordariomycetes; Hypocreales; Hypocreaceae. The coding region runs from base 1 to 1404 and encodes 467 amino acids. The record is from RefSeq and is a predicted model, not a curated record. Gene Ontology annotation, biological process: DNA-templated transcription. The transcript has 4 exons.